AUGAGUUUUCACAGCGAUGAAGCACAAGUUACAACCACCCCAUGCCCUAACCCCUCUCUCUUGCACAGUUCCCUCAGGGUACUCUUCAGUUUCAUCUGGAAAUCCACUGUUGCCUGCUACUGUUACUUCCUAGGCCUCCGUAACUGGUCAGUAAUCUGGAUAGCUGUUCCACUUCUAGGAAGCGUGGUUCUUGAUGUUUUCUCCUCAAACACCUCCAGAAAACGAAACCUAAACAAACUAAGAUCAACAAUAGACGAGAGGGAGUUGAUUCACUCCCAUUUCAAGGAACUUCCAGCCUGGGUCUUCUUCCCCGACAUCGAGAGAGUGGAAUGGUUCAACAAGAUACUGAGACAGCUGUGGCCGACCAUGAACAAUUUCACCAGGUCCUUCAUCCAGGAGACGCUGGAGCCGGAGCUGAGGACUACCAUGGACUCAUACAUGCUCAAAGGUUUUUACUUCCAAAGGAUAGAACUUGGUUCCAUAUCUCCCAAAAUAACAGGGGUGAAAGUUUACGACAGGACCGGACGCAACGAAAUCAUCUUAGACUUGUACAUCUUCUACGGUGGAGACUGCGAAUUUUUAUUCGGAGUCAGCGGAAUGAACGGAGGAAUCAAGGAUUUCCAAAUUGAGGGUACAAUGAGGGUUAUAAUGAAACCACUGAUUCCUACAGUACCAAUAAUCGGGGGUAUCAAAUACUUCUUCAUAGAUAACCCAGAUAUAGAUUUCUGCUUGACUGGAGUCACUGGAAUCCUUGAGAUACCUGGCGUAAGGACACAAUUUAGGAACGUGAUAGAAUCUGUGGUAAAUUCCAUGCUGGUUUUGCCAAACAUGUGCGUGGUCAAUUUGUCGGACGCAGCUGAAGUCAUCUCUUACUUGAGGACCCCACAACCAAAGGGGGUUCUUAGGGUGAACGUUAUGGAAGGUAAAAACUUGAUACCACAGGACAUAAAUGGUCUGUCGGAUCCCUACGUCAUCAUCAGGGUAGGAGCUCAAGAAGUGAGGUCCCAAACGAUAAACUACUCAUUGAAUCCAGUAUGGAAUUUUCAAUGUGAAUUCAUCAUAACCGAAUUGCAAGGGCAAAAGUUGGUUUUUCACGUAUGGGAUGAAGAUUACGGCAAAAGUGAUCCAAUGGGUCAUGCCUCCUUCGAUGUUUCCUCAGCCAAAGCCGCCAGAUACAUAGACACGUGGCUGACUCUAGAAGAGGUUGCCCAUGGUUCCAUCCACGUAGAGUUGACAUGGUUCAACCUCAGCACUUCGGUUCGUGAUCUCAGUGAUACCUUGGACGAAAACAACAUGCUGGGCGUACCCCUAAAUUCCGCAGUCCUAACCGUUUUCGUGGACUCAGCUAACGAUCUCCCGAUGAAAACCGGUCUGCCGACUCCAGUGGCGGAGUUGAAAGUGGGCAACGUCACCAAGACCACCCAGCAGUGUCUCAAGACUGCGGAUCCCAAGUGGGACGAGGGUUUUUGUUUCCUGGUGCCCAAUCCGCAGAACAACAGUUUGGAAUUGAAGGUGAUGGACGUGACGAUGAAGAGGCAGAUCGGACAGUUGGAGUUUAAGAUCAAGGUGCUGUUGGAAAGGAAGAACAUGAGGAUGGCCAGGCAGCCCUUCAAGCUGAUCAAGUCGGGGGAGAAGAGCGAGAUUACAAUGACCUUGAGUUUGAAGAUUAUGACAAUAAAUGAUGUGACUGUUUCUCAGAUAUUUUUCUUUUGGAUUUUGAUGGUCAAGAUGUUGACACUGUUGUCAAAAAAUAGUUCUUUGCUUUGGCUUGCAAUUGCAACACAACUUUCAGUGAAAGCAUUAAACGAUUAUAUGAAUGUAUCCAUUCGCCAUUUUGUAGCUCAUAAGAAUUUCAAGAUUAGGCUGAAAAAUUUCUUGAUGCCUAAAUCGAAUAUACUGAAUUUUCGUGUUGAAUUUGCAACGUUUUGGUACAUAAUGAGUCUAAAGAUCUCUGAGAAUAUAGUCGAAUACAAUUAA
Coccinella septempunctata (seven-spotted ladybird) is the source of this 1977-nucleotide messenger RNA. RefSeq names its product extended synaptotagmin-1-like. The coding region runs from base 1 to 1977 and encodes 658 amino acids. Gene Ontology annotation, molecular function: lipid binding. The record is from RefSeq and is a predicted model, not a curated record. The transcript has a single exon. Lineage: Eukaryota; Metazoa; Arthropoda; Insecta; Coleoptera; Coccinellidae.